Messenger RNA from Fusarium vanettenii 77-13-4, 8511 nucleotides. RefSeq lists its product as uncharacterized. The transcript is spliced from 9 exons. The coding region runs from base 1 to 8511 and encodes 2836 amino acids. NCBI's taxonomy places the organism in Eukaryota, Fungi, Ascomycota, Sordariomycetes, Hypocreales, Nectriaceae. Gene Ontology annotation, molecular function: protein serine/threonine kinase activity; protein binding. Gene Ontology annotation, biological process: DNA repair. The record is from RefSeq and is a predicted model, not a curated record.
AUGUCGUCUAAAUCUGUGAUGAACCUAGCGCGGGAUGUGAAGUCAGCCUCACUCAAAGAACGAGAAAAGGCUGUUGAUGGUAGGAGACAACACAACCAUCUGUCAUUGAUUCAUCAUUUCAUGGGCUCACGGGUGUACUACUUCAGAACUGGCUAUUCCGACCUUGGCGACAAAGGCUACCAUGAGAUCUUCGAAUCCAUCUUCAGCUUUGUGAUGCGCGAGAAGCCCAACCUGCGUAAUAAGUCAAAGUCCCAAGCCACGUCGAAUGCUGCAGCAUCCCGUCUCUCGAAAUGUGCCGCCGCUGUGCGGAUGGCAGCAGGACGCGGUGUCUCUAAGCUCGGACGGAAGACAUUGCUUGCAGUCGUGGACCACAUCACGCAAACUCUAGGACAGAAAGACGACUUCGUGCCUCCGUUACUUCAGGACUACAUCAAGGCGUUGACCGAGGUGCUCUCAAGACCGGCCCAUGUAGAGAUGCUCGCUCGCAAGGGUGGUGAGAAGUGGGAUGAGUGCGUUGACUUUCUUCUCGACGUUGCUCAGUUCAUGCUCCCUGAUGAAGAAGCUACCGCUCUGACGUUGGCUCGGGGUUCCCCAGCUCCAGGGUCGGGGUACGGCCGGUCUACUGGACGUUCGACUCCAUCGACUCAGAGCCAAAGAAGAGUCGCUCCCGGAGAAGGCGGUCCUUUGAAAGAUGUACUGGAAGGGCUGUAUCAUCUGGUCACCGCCGGCAACGCGCCCUUGUUGCGACGAUAUACGGACAUCACCGAGGUGGUGAUGAAAGUCUUGAGCUUGAAGCAGCUCAGCCUUGGCUCUUUGCAGACCCUGGCAUUUGCCAUCAUCAAUGUGAUUUUCUCAGAAACCCAUGCCGACGACCUAACACAUUCGUGCUCAGUGGUGCAAAGUCUCCUGCCCCUGAUGAGCUACUGGUGGCGAUCUGAAAAAGUUUCGCAAGACGAAGUCAUCAGGGCGUUGAGAAUUGAGAUCUCUAGGAGUAUCUUCCUCAUGCACCUGCACAUCGAGCAUCUGGUCAUCAACUCAUCAGCUGAAGGCAUCCGCCUGGAUGUCGAAGACUUGGUCGAGAAUCUUUGGAGUGAGUACUCCAAGCGCAGUGAAGCCUUUCGGUUACAACUCAGCGAUAUCACCUUCUCUACGUCCUCUCUUUCGAAACAUGGACUUCAACUAGAUGUCUUUGGACUGCGCCCCCACAAUGUGUAUGGAGAAGGCCACUGGGCGGUUGUGCAGAAUCUGGCAUUCCUUGAACGUAUCAUGGUACUUUCCAACGAGAGGCAUCAAGAAGCAGCCCCGGAACAUGACGAACAGCGGCGGAAGAGGCGCCGUAUCCGCCUCGACAUGAGUCGUAUCAGACUCAAGUUGAAGCUUACGGAUGUAGCGGUCCGACGCACAGCCCUACAACUGGUCCCGUUUCUUCUUGCAAGUAAUUCGCUAAGCCGUGACGAGUUGCUUGAUUUGUUGCCAGACUUGGUAGCUUUGGCGAGUGACAAAAACCCCGUAACGGCAUCUUGGGCUCUCGUCGCCUCAGCCAGCGGCCCCAGUGUCUUGUGCGAUGCGUCCAUCAGCCUGAUGUUUCAUGUACUUCAUCUUCGGAAUGCUAGGAUCCCAAGUGCCAGCCAAAGCACUUGCCAUCACAUCAUCCGUUGGAUAUUUCUCCGAUGGAACCCAAACGAAUCCACAUUCGCCUCCUAUCACUCUCUACAUGUUCAGCCUAUAGAGCUUGUGAACCUGGUUCGGGCUUGCUGCGGGACUUCAGAGUUGAAGCUGGUCACUCAGACGGUCACCUCAGGAGGCCCUCUGAGUGAAACAUGGAACUCGUUGGGCGAGAUUGAAUCAUUCAGUCGAUACAUACUCCUCCUGAAGGACACACCAGAAAAGUCUAAGACUGCUGGCCGUUGUACCUAUUUUCAGACGACGAACCCUCCACCGCUGGCCGAUGCCAACACUCGUUACGCUUCUAGGAAGCUAACACUGGAGCUUUUCUAUCCCAAGCUCGGCGAACUGACCGAACUUUGCACAGCUUGGACCAAGAGAAUGAAUGAAGGUGGCGUGCAGAUUUCGAUCGAUCGCUUUCAGAGCCUCCUCUCAGCCUGCUUGACGGGAACACUGUUGCUUUCGCAGAUCAGCGACCUCAACUCAACCCAGUCCUCAUCUGUGGAGUCUACUCUGAUGGAAAUUCUAGAGAAAGGACUGGAAGCUGCUUUGACAUCUGUUGAACCCAUGGCGUUCGUCGAUUCUAUCCUGCGCGCAGUGAGGCCCAUGAUGCCCGAUCUGACCACAGCGAAUCUCAACCAAAUGCAGGGGAACAACGCAGGUCUCUCGCGUUUGUUAGCAAAGGUUUGGUCCGUGAUCGAGGACCGAACGACCCAGCAAAGUUCCGGGAACGAUGUCGACUUGAUGGAUAUUGACGAUGAGUUUGAGUCGCAGAGUAGCAGAGCGAGCUCUAUUUUGACACCAGCAGCAAUUCCACGGUUCAACAUCCAACUGCGGAUGGAUGCCCGGGCAUUUUAUACGGAAACAAAAGCUCGGUUCCAGUUUCUGUCCAUUCUCAACGACGAUAUUGGCCAAAUCGGCCUCGUCCCGGAUGUCUUCGUUGAGCAUCUAAUCAACAUGCCAGAUGAUGAGCUUCUGCUGUGUCAAAACUUGUUGUUUGAGCUUUUCAACUCUGACCUUAUCAUUACCCCAGACAAUGCCCUAACGGUGAUCGAAAGACUGGGAGAGUAUGUCAGUGAUAGGGACUACCAGUAUGCCGAGGUUGCCUUGAGUACUUGCAUCGGGGUUAUUGAUGGUCUUCAUUCCAUUUGGCUGAACGAUACACGUCAGCUCUCGGACAGAGUUGGUGACCUUUACUAUCACCUCAUCAAAGUGUGCCUUCCAUCAAACAUGCUCUCGCCCAGAACCCAGAUAUCGAUGGUUCGAUUGCUCUUCACCCUUCUACGGACCAACUCGGACUAUGGCAAGGAUCAAGGCCUGGACUCCUCCCGAACCUGUCUUCUCUACAUCCUCAAGAACGGCCCCAUGUCUGUCAAAUAUGCUAUUUCCGAAAAGAUCGCAGACGUUUUCGAUCUCUUCAUUCUCAAACUCCACGACGAAAUCUUCGUGGACGUUUUGGACAACCUGCCUACCGACCCUGCCGAUACUACGGGCAUUGCCUUUCGACUAUUAGUGUUGUCAAACCUCGCCUGUCGAUGGUCUACUUUGCUUCGGAGAUGUACCUACCACAUCUUUGAAACCCCGGGGAAGAUACCAAGCUCCACGGAGUAUGCGACCCGUUGCUUGCUCAAUGUCUCUCGAACCCUGGAAUUGGAAUCUCCCAAGGUCUUGUUUCGGCUGUUUUCUCGUCAGUUGCUGUAUACUUGGCUGGAGUGUGAUCCUAUCGAGGACAUUCCAUUCUCCAUAUUUGGGUUCUCAACCUUGGGUGACCUUCUCAAGUCCGCCCAAGCUGAAGCAAUUGGCUUGACCGUCAUGCGUGGGCAAGAAGAGGCGUCUGCAGAAGUUGCUCGCUUACUGGGAACCUCCGAGAGCGACCUUAUCCGUGAAAACUUUGCGACCGCUAUGGCCUACAGCAUGAUAUUCGGCGACUCCAAUGGAGGCGACGACAAGGAGAGGGGCGAAGCUCAUAUCAAGAAGGUCCUUGGCCGCCAACUAUAUCUUGAAGCGAUGUACCUUGACUUUCUCGGUGUUGGAGCCCUCUUCUUCGACCUCAUUGAUCAAGAGAACUCCAUGGAGAAGGUCUUUGCGAGAUUCAAGCUUGACUAUGCUGGAGAAAUCAUGAGUGCUAUCAAGGCCAUCUCUCACUCUCCUGCCGAGUUACCAGCCAACCAACAACCAAUGUUCAAGGCAAAGUAUCUCAUCAACGAGCUUCACAGGCUCUGCCAGGGCAGCGAGUUUCAGUUCCAUGAUCUUUGGUCGCCUCCUGUGGUGGUUUUCAUCGCUCGCACGCUCCUCAACACGGUGCAUUCUGCUCUGGGGCCCCUUCAUGCCUGUUCUGUCCUCCGAAAAGUCAGGAUUUUGAUCUGUUUAGCUGGCCCGGUUGCGCUGGAAUCGUACCCUUUGGAGAUGUUGCUCAACGCGACCCGUGAGUUUAUCGUGGAUUCAGAAUGUGCGGACGAUGCCUUGGGGAUCAGCCAGUAUCUCCUUGCCGAAGGCGCAAAGCAUCUCAGUACAAACCCUUCGUUCCUUGCUGGUUAUGCAUUAUCGACCCUGGCUUCCCUUCGCGUCUUUUUGGAAUCGAGCCAGUCCAGUACGACACAGGAGAGUCAGUUCAAAGCCACCAUGAGCAAGGCUGAGAAGUUCCAUGGGUGGUUUAGCAAGUACCUGGAAGAAUACGACUCUCCGAUGUUUAAGAAUCUCGAACAGCGCGAGGCUUUCAAGUCAAUCACACAAUCUGCCGCCCGUAUCCGGUCUUCAGGCAAUGCGGAACGAGACACUGCAGAGAGCAAGCUGCUGCUCGACAUCUUGGAUGAUGGUGGCUCAGAAUACCAACUUCUCAAUGAUACUUCACGUCAGCUCGCUCUUGGCCUUCUCUGCGGCGACUUUAGUAUCCCCCUGUCGAGCAGGGACGACAUCAUCGAAUCUGACCAGGAUGCGCUCAAGCAUGCCGCGGCUGUGUGGAAGAGCUGUGAUACGCAAAACCUGAGCGAUGAGUAUCUGGCAUGGGCAGGGCGAGUAGUUGGCCGAUCCUUCUCGGCAUCAGGCGGGAUUCCUACGGACAUCCUCCGAGAGUCACAUCUUGCUCGUUACCAAAAGAUUGCUCCGGAUUCUAAUGGCUCAGAAAUUGGGAUCCUUCGUCUUCUUCAGGACCUGACUUCAAGCACAGACUCUGUGACAGCAGGGUUGGCUGAGGCAGCGCUACGAACAGCCGUUUCCGAUUCUACCAUGACUGGCGACGACACACUGAUUGUGGCUUGUCAACAAGGCCUCUCGGAGUCUCUUCUACAGACAUCCCAAUUGGGUCCAUACCGGUCUCCCCCGUCUGAUAAAAGAGCUGGAACUCCUACAUCGUCGAUAGAUGAGCAAGCUGUGUGGGCGGAGGAUAUUACGUCAAAGAACUGGCUGCCGAACCUGAGCGCCUACAUGGCCAACGCAUUCCCGUUUGUUCAGACAUCUCUCAAGCGUCAGCUAUCUUCUUCUAUCAAGGAGUGGCUUCAGUGCACAGCGCAUGCAGCCAAGGACAACUUGAAGUUGCUCAUCAACACCCUCCUAUACCUCAGGACCCAGGAAUACCCAAGAGAAUCAUCAAUCGCUGAUCGAUCACAUUGGCUCAAUAUCGACUAUGCCCUUGCUUCUGCGUCGGCAGCGCGAUGUGGAAUGCACAAGACGGCCUUGCUCUUUGCUGAGCUCGUCUCAUCCGAAACCACACGAUCCUCUCGUCGAUCUUCCGCGGCGGCAGCGAAAGAAACCGACAUGAGCGAGACUCUACUCACAAUUUUUGAAAACAUUGAUGAUCCCGAUGCUUACUAUGGACUGCCAGAGGAGGCCAGCCUCUCAAAGGUUCUCGCUCGCGUGGAGUAUGAAAAUGAUGGGCCCAAGAGUCUAGCAUUCAGAGGUGCCCAAUAUGACAGCAACAUUCGUCUCGGCAAUCCUAUUGCACAGUCCGAUGGACAAGCUUUGGUGAAGGCUUUGAGUACGCUUGGCUUGUCUGGACUCUCAAACUCCCUACUUCAAGUACAGCAGAAUCUAGAAUCAUCCCCAGCUUCUCUUGAGAGUACCUUUAGCACAGCAAGAAAGUUGGAAAUCUGGAAUCUGCCUGCCCCAACGAGCAACCACCAUGCAGUCACUGUUUACAAAGCCUACCAGAGCAUACAUCAGGCGACAGACAUCGGGGUUGUUCGAGCGGCCGUACAUGAUGGCUUCACCCGCACCAUGAGCAGCUUGAUUGCGCAUGGUCUUAAUGCCACAGCCUUGAGGAAACGACUGGGAGCGCUAGCUUCACUGACGGAGCUGGAUGACGUCCUCGGCGUAUCUGAUACCACGGAAAUGGAGAGCAUUCUCAGUAAAUUCAAGAGCCGGAGUGAUUGGAUGCGAAGCGGACUUUAUGACAGCGUCAGUCAGAUCCUGUCUUGUCGAGGAACUACCAUGAGCAUGGUCAGCCAGCAGAACGCCCUUCGAAGCAACUUGAAGCUUUCUGCGGCUGCAGCAAGACAAAUGGAGGUGGAAUCUAUGAUCACGGCAUCUGGCGUCUAUCGGUAUCAUCAGGCGACUCAGGAGAGCCUAAACUUAUCUACCAGCCUCACCAACCUCAUUGCACCUUGUGCUUCGCUGGAUCUCCACGUGGAUGCCGCAAUCAAUAUUGAAGCCGCCAACUCGCUCUGGGACUACGGGGAGAUGAGCACCUCUAUUCGCAUGCUUCAGAGGAUUGAAAGGGACUCUUCUCUCCAGAAACAGACCAUCCCAGUCAGCCGCUCUGACUUGCUUUCAAAAAUUGGAUUCCAGGUCUCUGUUGCUCGUCUCGAGAAGCCGCACGACAUUCAAAAGAAGUACCUAGAACCGGCCUUGAAUGAACUCAAGGGCAAAGGUCAAGGACGGGAGGCUGGCAUGGUUUACCACCAGUUUGCUAUGUUCUGUGAUCAGCAGCUCCAGGAUCCUGACGGGUUGGAAGACCUGACAAGGCUUCAGGGGCUGAAGAAGGCCAAGAGCGACGAAGUGUCGGAACUCAAGUUGCUGAUCUCCACUACGAGGGACUCUCAGUUGAAGAACCGAUACUCGCAUGUGCUGAACAAGGAAAAGCAGUGGCUAGACCUUGAUGAGCAAGAGCUGCGACGAGUCGAGCACACUCGUAGCGAGUUUGUGCGUCUGAGUCUUGAGAACUACCUCUUGUCUCUCAUCGCUUCCGACGAACACAAUAACGAUGCGCUGCGUUUCACAGCCCUUUGGCUCGAGCGAUCAGAAGAGGAGAUGACCAACAAAGCAGUCAUGAAGUCUGUCUAUGACGUGCCAACCAGAAAGUUUGCAGGUCUCACCAACCAGCUGACAUCCCGACUCCAAGAUAAUGACACUGCCUUCCAAAAGAUCCUCCUGGAGUUGGUUUACAAGAUUUGCGUGGACCAUCCCUACCACGGCAUGUACCAGAUUUGGUCAGGAACCAAGGCAAAGGCCCAGCAGAAGGACGAAGUUGCAGUCAAACGUGUCAGGGCUACAGAUCGGGUGGCCAAGCGACUCGCCGAGACGCAGUCCGUGGCUAAUAUCUGGCUCUCCAUCGACAAGACGAGCAAAUACUACCAUGCCCUGGCCAUGGAUCGAAACCCAAACAAGUACAAGUCGGGUGCUAAGAUAGCACUGAGAGACUCAACUCCAGGUCACAACCUUGUCAACUGCUUGGCUAAGUACCGCAUCCCUUCUCCAACCAUGCACAUUGAGCUUUCUGCAACCAAGGACUACACAAAGGUGCCCAUCAUCUCCAAGCUGGAGCCGACCAUGACGAUCGCCUCGGGCGUCAGUGCACCCAAGAUCAUUACGGCACUUGGGAGUGAUGGUGUGCGGUACAAGCAGCUUGUCAAGGGUGGACACGACGACCUACGCCAAGAUGCAAUCAUGGAACAGGUCUUUUCGGCUGUAUCGUCUCUCCUGAAGCUUCAUAGGACAACUCAGCAACGCAAUCUGGGUAUCAGGACGUACAAGGUGCUCCCGCUCACGGCAUCUUCUGGCCUGAUCGAGUUUGUCCCCAACACAGUACCACUUCACGAAUUCCUCAUGCCCGCGCACGAAAGGUACUAUCCUAGGGACCUGAAGGGCUCUCAAUGCCGUAAGGAAAUCUUUGGAGUCCAGAGCCGGACAGUCGAGACUCGCAUCAACACGUAUCGCAAGGUUACGGAAAAGUUCCACCCGGUCAUGAGGUACUUCUUCAUGGAGCACUUUAUGGACCCCGAUGAGUGGUUUGUGAAGCGGCUGGCAUACACAAGGAGCACAGCGGCCAUAUCUAUGCUUGGUCACGUCCUUGGUCUUGGUGACCGACACGGUCACAACAUUCUCCUGGAUCACAAGACUGGAGAGGUUGUCCACAUCGAUCUGGGUGUGGCUUUCGAGGCUGGCCGUAUCCUACCCGUACCAGAACUGGUCCCUUUCAGGUUGACAAGAGAUAUCGUGGACGGAAUGGGCAUCACUAAGACAGAAGGCGUCUUCCGAAGAUGUUGCGAGUAUACUCUUGACGCCCUGCGAGAAGAGCAAUACUCCAUCAUGACUAUUCUCGACGUGUUGCGCUACGAUCCCCUCUACACUUGGUCCAUCUCCCCACUACGACUCGCGAAGCUACAAAAGGCAAGGCACAACGACGACAGCGUCAUGGACGACGAGCAAAGCGAAACAGAAACGAAGAAGGGCAAGAAGACGACGGGAGGCCAUGUCAACGAGCCAUCCGAGGCAGACCGUGCCCUAGAGAUUGUGAGGAAGAAGCUCUCCAAGACCCUGAGCGUGACGGCCACGGUCAACGAUUUGAUCAACCAAGCGACGGAUGAGCGCAACUUGGCAGUUUUGUAUUCUGGAUGGGCGGCAUAUGCUUGA